Molecule: messenger RNA, 2784 nt
Organism: Quercus robur (English oak)
Lineage: Eukaryota; Viridiplantae; Streptophyta; Magnoliopsida; Fagales; Fagaceae
Exons: 5
Coding region: 1-2784 (927 amino acids)
Molecular function (GO): protein dimerization activity
Source: RefSeq, a predicted model, not a curated record
AUGGCAUUUCAUUGGCAAGGAAAAUCAGUGCUUCUUAAGGGAUUGAAGCCAAAUCAUUCUUCCUUUCAAGAUGCAAACCAGUUCUUCAAGAAACCCGCUAAGAGAGGCUUGUUGUUGCAGAUCACAGUCCAACUCUUUACUGCAGAGCCCAGCCAACCUGUACCUGAAAUGGAAUCCUUAUUGGAAGAAUUUGUAGCUAUGUUUGAGAUUCCUCAAGAUCAUUUGAAUCACUUGAAGGCUGUGCUUAGUGUUUUGCUUCAAAACCAGCUCUAUGCUAAGAGGAGCAAGUGUACCUUUGGCUGUUCUGAGGUGACGUAUUUGGGGCAUAUUGUGUCAAGUGAGGGUGUUAAAACUAAUUCUAAGAAAGUCUUGGCAAUGCAGCAAUGGCCUACUACUAGUGUGAAAGCUUUAAGGGGAUUUUUAGGCCUCACUGGUUACAAUAGGAAGUUUGUCAGAAAUUAUGGUCUCAUUGCUGCACCUUUGACUUAUUUGCUCAAGAAGGAUUCCUUUAGGUGGACUGCUGAAGCUGAUUCUGCCUUUUAUCAUCUCAAUGCUGCUGUGAUGCACCCUCAUGUCCUAGCCUUACUAGACUUCUCUAAAACCUUUGUUAUUAAGUCUGAUGCUUCAGGUUCAACUUCAAAUUCUUCUGAAGUCAACGUGGAAUUGCCAACAACUAAUGUUGCUAUUCCAAUUCCGGAAAAUGCGGAUGUUCCAAUUCCGGAAAAUGCGGAUGUUCCAAUCUCUCAAUCACAAUUUCAAAGAAUUGACCUUGAUUCUUUGGAUUAUGAUCCCGGAACACGCAAACAAAUAUGGGAAUAUCAUGUUAAUCAACAUGCAGCUUAUUGUCUACCCUGCUUUGUCUUUCAUAAUCCAAAUGUGGUUGUGGGACAAAAUACAUUUAUUGUUGGUGGAUUUAGAAAUUGGAAAAAGGUUGGGGGCAAAGAUUGUUCUUUUCAAGUUCAUAUAGGAAAAGAUCCUAACUCAGCUCAUAGAGUUGCUGAGCAAAUGUGUAAGGAUUUGAUAAACCAAUCGCAGCAUUUGCAAAGAGUAGUUGAUCAUUUCACUACUGAACAAAUUGCAAAUAAUCGGUUGCAAUUGAAGGCCACAAUUUUUAUUGUGCGAUAUCUUGCCUUUCAAGCUAUAGCUUUUAGAGGUCGAGAUGAAAGUUUUAGUUCAUUAAAUCGUGGGAACUUUCAUGAAUCAUUGGCCAAAGUGAAGAAGGCCAUUCAGGAAGAAAUUGGUGAUGCAAAGUUUUGCAUAAUGGUUGAUGAAGCUCGUGAUGAGUCCAUGAAAGAGCAAAUGGCUGUGGUGUUUAGAUAUGUUGAUGCAGAAGGCUUUGUGAAAGAACGCUUUUUUGGGCUUAUUCAUGUUGUUGACACUGCAGCUUUGACUCUAAAGAAGGGGAUAUAUUCUUUGUUAUCUCAAUAUUGCUUAGAUAUACAAAAUAUUCGAGGGCAAGGAUAUGAUGGAGCAAGCAACAUGCGAGGUAUGUGGAAUGGAUUACAAGCUUUGAUUUUGAAUGAUUGCCCAUAUGCUUACUAUAUCCAUUGUUUUGCACAUCGUUUACAAUUGGCAUUAGUAAAAGCAUCAAAACAAGUUGUUCCCAUUAGUCAUUUUUUUCUUACAUUGCUUUUUCUGAUCAAAAUUGUUAGUGCUUCAUGCAAGCGCAAUGAGCAAUUGAAAGUUGCCAAUGCUAAUGAAAUAGCACGUUUGAUUGAUCUUGAAGAGCUUGAGACUGGAAGUGGACUUAAUCAAAUUGGCACUUUACAACGACCUGGAGAAACACGUUGGAGUUCACAUUUUAGAUCAGUUUCUAGCUUAUUAAGGAUGUUUAGUUCAACUGUUGAAGUUUUACAAAAUAUAAUUGAUGGUGCAAUUGAUGGAGAAAAUCGGGCAGAAGGAGAGUCAGCUUAUGAAGGUUUAACUUCAUUUGAAUUUGUUUUCAUCUUGCAUCUUGAGAAGGAAACUAUGGAGAUCACUGAUAAACUUUGUCAAGCUUUGCAAAGCCAAUCUCAAGACAUUUUAAAUGCUAUGCAUUUAGUUUCAUCUACUAAAGCACUUAUCCAAAAAUUUAGAGAUGAUGGAUGGGAUGGCUUACUCACCACUGUGAUAUCAUUUUGUGAGAAGCAUCGCAUUGAUGUCCUGGAUAUGAAUGCUCGUUAUGUUGCGAGGCGAGGUCGAGCUCGUAAUCAACCAGAUAACGUUACAAAUGAGCAUCAUUAUCGAGUAAAUAUUUUUUAUGCUACAAUAGAUUCUCAACUACAGGAACUAAAUUAUCGGUUUAAUGAAGAUGCAAUGGAGUUGCUUAGGCUUAGCUCAGCUUUAGAACAUCGAGAGGCAUUAAAAUCUUUUAGAAUUAGUGAUCUUUGUUUGUUGGUAAAGAAUUUCUAUCCACAAGAUUUCACAGAUUAUGACAAACAAGUGUUGGAGAAGGAGCUUUAUCAUUUUGAGCAUAAUGUAGUCCAAGAUCCAGAGUUCAAAAAAUUGAAAAGUUUAUUUGAGUUGUCUCAAUGGUUAGUGAGAACUGAAAAUUCAGAACAAUACAAACUUGUUUAUAGAAUGGUGAUACUUGUGCUUACUCUUCCAGUUUCUACUGCUACUACAGAGCGAGCAUUUUCAGCUAUGAAACUUGUCAAAACUGAACUUCGAAACAAAAUGAAAGAUGACUUUUUGAAUGACUCUUUGAUGUUAUACAUUGAAAAGGAUAUAGCUUCGACAUUUAGUUUGGAUUCAAUAGUAGAUGAUUUUGAAGAUUUGAAAGAGCGUCGAAUUCCCUUUUCAUAG